Caenorhabditis bovis is the source of this 663-nucleotide messenger RNA. The record is from the annotation of a GenBank genome assembly. NCBI's taxonomy places the organism in Eukaryota, Metazoa, Nematoda, Chromadorea, Rhabditida, Rhabditidae.
AUGGCAAAGCUUAAAGCCGAGAAGGAGAGAAAAGAGCAGCUAGAGAAGGAGCGAAAAGAAAAUGCGGAAAAACUGUUCCAGCGGUGGAAGACCGAAAGGGAUGAAAGGAUAAAAAUCGAAAAGGAAAAACAAAAGAGAAAAGAAAAAGAAAAACUGCAAAGAGAAAAAGAAGAAAAAGAGAGGAAAAAGCAGGAAGCACAAAAGACGUUUGAAAUGUGGAAAAAAGAAAGAUCAAAAUCAAUGACUGAUUUACGAAUCAAGGCAAACGAGAAAGAGCUGAAGAAAAGGCAAGAGUUGGAAAAAAUGAAGGCUGAAAAGGAGAAAGAAGCACAUGCUGCAUAUCUUGCAUGGGUGGAAAAAAAGAAAAAGUCGCCACAAGGAAAACGUAACAAUGAUGUUAAAAAAGAAAAGGAUGAAAUUCGGCAAUAUAAAGCUCUUCUGGCACAAGAAGCAUACGAAACUUGGUUGGAAAUGAAGGACCACGAACGGGACAUGAUGGCAAAUUUAGUCCUUGUCGAACCACCACCAAUCCCAUGGAUUCCUCCAAGCAAUAUGGUGCCUCGACGAUUUGUGCGCUCUUCCCAAGAAAAUCGUAGAUCAAAAUCGGCAAAAUCAAUUCGAGAACGUAGUAGACCAGCAACAGCCAUGAGACCUUUUCGUUAA